Colletotrichum tamarilloi is the source of this 903-nucleotide messenger RNA. RefSeq lists its product as uncharacterized. The record is from RefSeq and is a predicted model, not a curated record. The coding region runs from base 1 to 903 and encodes 300 amino acids. Lineage: Eukaryota; Fungi; Ascomycota; Sordariomycetes; Glomerellales; Glomerellaceae. The transcript has a single exon.
AUGCAUAUGACAAAGGUCACCGCCAUCCUUGCCUUCGCCGCAAGCCUUGCCGCCGCCGCCCCGGGUGCCAAGCUCGCCGUUCCGGAGAAGCGCCAAACCACCGAGUUCGGUCCCUAUCCUGAGGACAGUUACCAGGGCAAGGAGAACAGCAAGCGCCAGACUACCGAGUUUGGCCCUUACCCUGAAGAUAGCUACCAGGGUAAGGCGAGCCAGAGGCGCCAGACGACCGAGUUUGGUCCCUACCCCGAGGAUAGCUACCAGGGACAGGGGAAUGGAAAGCGUCAGACUACAGAAUUUGGUCCUUACCCUGAAGAUAACUACCAGGGCAAGGACAACCAAAGACGCCAGACGACAGAGUUUGGCCCGUACCCUGAGGACAAGUACGAGGGCAGAACGAAACGCCAGACCACGGAGUUCGGUCCGUACCCUGAAGACAGUUACCAGGGCAAGAGCUCGAAGCGACAGACCACCGAGUUUGGGCCCUAUCCCGAGGACAAGUAUGAGGGAAACAGCAUGAAGGAGAAGCGUCAGACUACGGAAUUCGGACCCUAUCCCGAGGACAAGUAUGAGCGCAACAACAUGAAGGAGAAGCGCCAGACAACCGAGUUUGGUCCUUAUCCAGAGGACAAGUACGAGAGCAGCAACUCCAAGCGUCAAACGACCGAGUUCGGACCUUACCCUGAAGACAAGUACGAAGCCAAAAACUCUAGACGCCAGACCACCGAGUUCGGACCCUACCCGGAGGAUAAGUACGAGAGCAAGAACUCCAAGCGCCAGACUACAGAGUUCGGCCCCUACCCAGAGGACAAGUAUGAGGGUAACGGCAAGAAGGAGAAGCGCCAGACCACCGAAUUCGGACCCUAUCCCGAGGACAAGUACGAGGCCACCGACAAGAAGGAAUAG